Messenger RNA from Centropristis striata (black sea bass), 2734 nucleotides. It is a transcript of the gene wdr1, whose product is annotated as WD repeat domain 1. The transcript has 15 exons. The record is from RefSeq and is a predicted model, not a curated record. Gene Ontology annotation, cellular component: cortical actin cytoskeleton. NCBI's taxonomy places the organism in Eukaryota, Metazoa, Chordata, Actinopteri, Perciformes, Serranidae. Gene Ontology annotation, biological process: locomotion; sarcomere organization; positive regulation of actin filament depolymerization. Bases 120 to 1940 code for a protein of 606 amino acids. Gene Ontology annotation, molecular function: actin filament binding.
GCAGAAGGAGAGCUGCACUCGCUUCCGUGUUUGUGUGAUCAGGGAGUGCACAGCCGGGGGAGCUUCACUGUUUCAUUCAUUUGCGAAGAGUAACGUAAAGCAAGUGACCAGCAGGGACAAUGCCGUAUGAACUGAAGCAUGUAUUCGCCAGUCUCCCGCAGAUGGAGAGGGGUGCUGCAAAAGUGAUCGGUGGCGAUCCCAAAGGCAAGAACUUCCUGUAUACCAACGGGAAGAGUGUCAUCAUCAGGAACAUUGAGAACCCGGCUAUAGCAGACAUUUACACCGAACAUGCCCAAAAUGCUGUUGUUGCCAAGUAUUGCCCCAGCGGAUUCUACAUUGCAUCUGGAGAUGUGACAGGAAAGAUCCGUAUCUGGGACACCACCCAGAAGGAGCACCUUCUCAAGUACGAGUACACCCCUCUUUCAGGCAAGAUCAAGGACAUUGCAUGGACUUUCGAUAACCAGAGAAUUGCUGUUGUUGGGGAAGGACGAGAGAAGUUUGCAUCAGUGUUCUUGUGGGACAGUGGCUCCUCUGUGGGGGACCUGUUCGGCCACUCCAAAUUAGUCAACAGUGUAGACAUAAAGCCGAGCCGCCCUUUCCGCCUCGUCACUGCCAGUGAUGACACCACUGCGUCCUUCUACGAGGGGCCCCCAUUCACGUUCAAGUUCACUAUAAGAGACCACAGCCAGUUUGUCAACUGUGUUCGUUUCGCUCCAGAUGGAAGUAAAUUUGUCACAGCUUCCGCUGCCGGCAAGAUGUUCGUCUUUGAUGGAAAAACUGGUGAAAAACUUGGCUCAUUGGGUGGAGAGAAGAGCCACAAUGGGGGAAUCUAUGCUAUCAGCUGGAGCCCUGACAGCACCCAACUGAUCUCUGCCUCAGGGGACAAGACGGUGAAACUCUGGGAUGUUGGUGCAGGCACGGCCGUCACCACCUUCAACAUGGGCUCUGAGGUGACGGACCAGCAGCUGGGCUGCCUGUGGCAGAAUAACCACCUCCUCUCCAUCUCCUUGUCAGGAUACAUCAACUACCUGGACAAGAACAACCCUGACCGGCCUAUUCGCACCAUCAAGGGUCACAGCAAAUCCAUCCAGUGUGUGACAGUUCACAAAAAGGACGGCCGACCAUACAUCUACUCGGGGAGUCAUGAUGGACAUAUCAAUAUCUGGGAUGCAGAAACUGGUGAGAACGACUGUUUCUCCGGUAAGGGCCACACCAACCAGGUGAGCAAGAUGAUGGUGGAUGAAGCCGACCAGCUGGUGUCGUGCAGCAUGGACGAUACGCUGCGCUACACCAACAUCAGCAAGUCAGAGCACAGUGCCUGUGAUGUGGCGAAGAUGGAUUUCCAGCCCAAAACUGUUUCUGUAGCAGCAGGAGGGCUGUCAAUGGCUGUGUGCAUUGGGCAGAUUGUCCUGCUGAAGGACAAGAAGAAAGUCUUUGCAUUGGACAAUCUGGACUAUGAGGCAACGGUUGCAUCUCUCCACCCUGGGGGCACCACUGCUGCAGUGGGAGGAGCAGAUGGGAAAGUCCACCUGUACUCCAUUCAGGGCAACACUUUGAAGGACGAUGGCAGAACUCUCGAGGUUAAAGGGCCUGUCACAGACAUGGCUUACUCUAAUGAUGGAGCCCAUCUGGCUGUGCUCGACGAAAUGAAAGUUGCCACAGUUUUUAAUGUGGCUGACGACUACUCGGGCACAAAACAUUUUUACGGACACCACGCCAAACCAGUAACUUUGGCCUGGGCACCUGACAAUGAGCACUUUGCUACUGGUGGUAUGGACAUGAUGGUUUAUGUCUGGACAGUUCUUGAUGAGGAUAAGAAGAUCAAGAUCCCAGACUGUCACCGGUUGCACCACGUUAGUGGCCUGGCCUGGGUAGAUGAGCACACUCUAGUGACCACGUCCCCCGACGCCAGCAUCAAGCAGUGGACUAUUACAUACUGAGCUGCAAGCAGACCUACAUCCACAUCUCCAGGGACAAGGACUACUGUAAAAUCCUAUCUUUACUUUCUUUUCUUUUUCUUUUUUUUUUUUUUUUUUUUUACUGUAUUUCAUUAUCUACACGGUGUUCUAUGCGGUCUGUAAACAUCUGAAGUGUAAAUGGUUCUGGCUGGGGAAAACUGAGAUAAAAAUGAUCAAAGAUACGUCUCUGAAAUGCGAAUAACCUACAGAGAGACAAACUGCAGAAAUCAACAAUGUAACAUGAGUGCUUUUACAUCUCUUUUGAGCUUUAUGGACCCACAAUAAUAUUUGUAAGCUCAACAUUCCAUAGGUAAUAGCUUUCUCUCAGAUUAAAGUGAAACCUUGUCUGUGGUUAGGCUCAAUGCAUCCUAACUGAACGUUUUUGUUUUCUUAAACCAACAAAAUCGUGUUUGAAAGAAAUGAAACCAUCUGGUUACAUUCCUGAAAUGAUAAGUAAAUGAAGAUCACUGCAGUUAAAACUGUCACUUUUAAUUUUCAAGGUUUAAAGGCGCUGGGUGUUUUUGCUUUGUCUUUCAUACUUUUUAUGUUUUACAACUCCUCCUGUUGGACUGGGGAGCAAUAAUAGGAACUGAAACAACAAAGUUUGUAUACAAUCAAGAUGCUGUUUGUUCAGUCGAAGGUCCCGUAUUGUUGCUGUGUGUUUGUUUGGGCCCACUAUGCUUGUCACACUUGUUUUUUUCCCAUGUCUUUAUGCAUUUGCUUCCAAGAUGGAGGUGAUUCAUUAAUAAUAAUAAUAAAAAAAAACUUUUUAUGCA